AUGCCAUGGUCCGGCGCUGCCCGCAAAAUCCUCCUUCGCAGUGCAGAACGCAUGAAGAAGGCCGCUGAUCGCAGGCGCCAGCCAACGCCGACAUACCAGCCGGGCCAGAAAGUUUGGCUCUCCACACGAAACUUGCCACUCCACGUCGCCUCCCGGAAAUUGGCCCCCAGGUCCCUAAGGGUACACCCUACAUUCCACGUUGGGAAGCUGAAACCCGCUAAGGAGAGCCCUAUGGUGCCCAGGGCCGCUGCCCCGCCUCUUCCCCGGAUGGUUGACGGGGGCCCGGUCUACCCAGUGAAGCGGCUAUUGGCUGUUCGCAAACGGGGGAGGGGACGCCAAUAUCUGGUGGACUGGAAGGGCUAUGGCCCGGAGCACCGUUCCUGGGUCCGCUCCAGCUUCAUCGUGGAUCUGGACGGUAGGCAGGAGCUGGGCUUGCGGGCGCCGGCGACAGGUUAUGGGGUGCCGGGCUCGGGAGCGCUAGCCCAGCUCCCAGACGGCCCUAAGAACUUCCGGGUGUCGCCCGGGGCGGUAGGCAGGAGCGCUAGCGGCAGCAUUAAAAAAUGUGCUGUAGCAGUUGCUGGUGUUUACAGUGUACACAAAGCAUCGGGCUUAUUAGGAAAUGUAUGCAAAGAUUUAAAAGUGCCGAAUACAUUGGUAAAUCGUUUAAAAAUCCGUAAGGUAGCUCUUCAGCUUCAGAAGAGCACUUCAGGUGUUAAGGGGUACUCAAAAGCUGACGCUACCAAUGAUGACGAGAGUUCUUCCUUGGAUGACAAUGAUGUGGAAGAAAGCCAUUGGUCCCCCUGCCUAGAAGACGAGGCUGCAAGUACCGGACCAGACCAUUGGUCCCCCCGCCUAGAAGACGAGGCUGCAAGUACCGGACCAGACCACUGGUCCCCCCGCCUAGAAGACGAGGCUGCAAGUACCGGACAAGACCAUUGGUCCCCCCGCCUAGAAGACGAGGCUGCAAGUACCGGACCAGACCACUGGUCCCCCCGCCUAGAAGACGAGGCUGCAAAUGAAGAGAGUUCCCAAACACUACAUGGUUGCGAUGCAUGUUUUUGGACUCCUCGCAUCCUGCUCAACGCUGAAAGCGAUGGACGAGGUUUUGGUCAGUGCAACAGUCCUGUUCUGCAGCCCUUGCAGUGGAGAAAACGUCCCAAAGCACUUCCACGACCUCCAACUCCUUAUGCAACAGAGGGGGACAGUCGAUGUUGACAAAAUUUUAGAUGCUGAAGACUACAAGCACGAUCUCACGACCUCACCUCUAGAAAGCCAAUUCAGGAAAGCAAUUGAUAGUGCACCUCUUGACACUGAAGGUGAAGACAAUGUUUACCAUGCACCAAAAUUCAUUACAAAUUUGGCUAAGUACUUCCUCCCACAUGCCCUCCUGUGGUCUGGAGUGAUGCUAGGUAAGUUUUACAAGUU
Messenger RNA from Pungitius pungitius (ninespine stickleback), 1425 nucleotides. RefSeq lists its product as uncharacterized. The coding region runs from base 1 to 1215 and encodes 404 amino acids. Lineage: Eukaryota; Metazoa; Chordata; Actinopteri; Perciformes; Gasterosteidae. The transcript is spliced from 8 exons. The record is from RefSeq and is a predicted model, not a curated record.